Messenger RNA from Morone saxatilis (striped sea-bass), 3616 nucleotides. RefSeq names its product synaptosome associated protein 91a (gene snap91a). NCBI's taxonomy places the organism in Eukaryota, Metazoa, Chordata, Actinopteri, Moronidae. Gene Ontology annotation, cellular component: synaptic vesicle; clathrin-coated pit; extrinsic component of presynaptic endocytic zone membrane. Gene Ontology annotation, molecular function: 1-phosphatidylinositol binding; SNARE binding; clathrin heavy chain binding. Gene Ontology annotation, biological process: clathrin coat assembly; synaptic vesicle budding from presynaptic endocytic zone membrane; clathrin-dependent endocytosis. The record is from RefSeq and is a predicted model, not a curated record.
CGCUUGAUAGUCGAGGUAGAGCUCCACAGAGAGAAGAUGUCGGGUCAGACGCUGACGGACCGCAUCGCCGCGGCUCAGUACAGCCUGACGGGAUCUGAGGUGUCCCGAGCUGUGUGUAAAGCCACCACACACGAACAGACCCCUCCAAAGAAAAAGCACAUGGAAUACCUGAUCCAGGCCACCCAGGAGACCAAUGUGAACGUCCCCCAGAUGGCUGACACGCUGAUGGAGAGGGCCGGCAACGCCAGCUGGGUGGUGGUUUUCAAAGCCCUGAUCACCACACACCACCUCAUGGUGCAUGGCAACGAGAGAUUUGUGCAGUUCCUGGCAUCUAGAAACACCUUGUUCAAUCUCAGCAACUUCCUGGACAAAACUGGCUCCCACGGCUACGACAUGUCCACGUUCAUCAGACGCUACAGCCGCUAUCUGAACGAGAAGGCCUUCGCCUACAGACAGAUGGCUUUCGACUUUUGCAGAGUCAAGAAAGGAGCUGAGGGAGUGAUGAGGACCAUGUCAGUAGAGAAGCUGUUGAAAGGAAUGCCCACCCUGCAGAGCCAGAUCGACGCACUGCUGGAUUUUGAUGUGCAUGCCAAGGAUCUGAACAACGGAGUGAUAAAUGCCUGCUUUCUCCUACUCUUUAAAGAUCUGAUCAAGUUGUAUGCCUGCUACAAUGACGGCAUCAUUAACCUGCUAGAAAAAUUUUUCCAGAUGAAGAGAAGCCAGUGUAAAGAUGGGCUGGAGAUCUACAAGAGAUUCUUGACACGAAUGACUCGGGUUUCAGAAUUCUUCAAAAUUGCUGAGCAAGUGGGAAUAGACAAAAAUGACAUACCUGAACUAACCCAGGCCCCAGAAAGUCUUCUGGAGUCCCUGGAGACCCAUCUUAACACACUGGAGGGGAAGAAGCCAGAGGAUAAGUCACCUACUAAGGAUGCGACUGCCAACAACAGCUCGCCGGCUGCUGCCGCUGCGCCAGCCAAACCCGCGCCUCCCGCUCCCACCGGUGGGCCCCCUGCUCGCCCCGGGCCACCUGCCAAACCUCCUCCGCCCUCUGUCACCCCCACCGCACCGGCCCCCGCCGCCACCACAACUAUCAAAUCUCUUGGCUGAGGCAACUCCGGCUGUCUCCGAUGAAGCCUCUGAAGCUCUCCUGGCGGAGGGAGAGUCCGCUGAUGCUGAUGCUGAUGCUGCAGCCACUGCUGCCCCUGCAGCUUCCGCACCCACAACCGCCGUUGCCGCCGCUCCCACUGCCACUGCACCGGCUCCCGCCUCUCUGCCUAUCUCAGCUCCCGCCACCACCACAGCCACAGACCUCGAUCUUUUCGGAGAUGCGUUUGCACCUUCCCCAGGAGAUGGUCCUGCCGCCGUGGCCGCGGGCCCUGCUGCUGAUGCGUUUGGUGGAUCUGACCCCUUCGCUACGACGGAGGGGAGUGCGGACAUUGCUCCAGAGCUGGACCUGUUCGCUAUGAGGCCCACCGACACGGUGUCCACCACCAUCACCCCUCCCACCUCUAGUGAGGCGCCGACCAUCGUCGUCCCAAUCGCUGCCCCCGCUGCCCCCACCCCUUCUUCCACCACCACCACUACCACCACAACCACCACCGACACCACCACCACAGAGUCUGCAGCCGCUCCGACUCUAGAUAUCUUUGGUGAUAUGUUUGAUUCUAUGCCUGAGCAAAGCCCUACCACAGAAUCCAAAGCUGCUACCACUCCUAGCGUAGACCUUUUUGGUGCAGACCUUCCUGCUGUUUCACGCGGGCCCUCACCUUUGCCCGAGCCGGUUCCGGCUGGAGACAUCGUGACCGAUUCAUUUACAUCUCCAGCUCCUGUUGCUGCUCCUGCUGCGGCUCCCGUCCCAGAGGUCUCCUCUCCACCCAAAGCAGCAGAGCCGGCACCUGUCAUUGACCUGCUGGACUCCUUCGGCAGUCCUGUGGAGGAGACGCAGAGCGCUGCUCCUGGAGGGCCCGGAGACGACCUGUUGGGAGGCCUGAUGUCCCCCACGCUGGCUCCCACUGCCGUCCCAGCUCUGGCUCCAGCCUUCGCUCCUGCCCCGGUGCAGAACGACCUCCUGGAGUCGGGCUUUGAUGCUCUGGGCUCCCUUACCUCUCCAACACCACCUGUACCUGCUGCAGUGGCAGUAGUACCAAUAGUACCAGCUGUACCAGAACCAGCAACCACCACACCGGCGCCCUCUGGUGGCUUUGAUGCUUCAAUGUUGGGGAUUGGAUUAGGCGACUUGCUGAUGCCCGCCGUAACUCCCCAGAGCACCGGCGGCAGCACUGCUGGAAGCACAGCAGGAAGCAUGGGGACUCCUGUCGCAGCGGGAGGCAUUGCAACCGCUCCUCCCGCCACCCCACCUCCCGGCAAAACCAUCGGAGGAGACCUGGACUCCUCACUGGCCAACCUGAUUGGAGACCUUGGAGUAAAGAAAAAGGACCCACAGAGUGAGAAGAAGCUGACAGGAGGCGCCAACUGGAUGCCACAGGUAGCUCCCACAAGCUGGGGUACACCAGGAGCCCCCAUGGCUGGUGCGGCCCCUGGAGCUCCUGGGGCACCAGGAGCCGCUCCACCUGGUGCAGCCAUGGUGCCACCAAUGAGUGCACAGCCUGGCUUUGGCAUGCCUCCUGCAGGAGGACCUGGAGCUCCCAUGAUGCAACCCAUGAUGGGGCAGCCUAUGAUGGGACAGCCCAUGAUGAGACCUCCCUUCACUGGGGUGGCUGGAGCUGCACCCGGAGCCGCUGCACUAGGAGCACCGCUUUCUCCAGGACUUGCAAGCCAGAGCACCAAGAAGCCCAAGGACCCUCUGGCAGAACUCGACCUCAAGGACUUCUUAUAACGCUCUAGCUGCUUUCUUCUCUGGAGCAGGGCCCUCUCACCUUUAACCUGGUGUCUGUCAACAUCUCAGGAUGCCAGCGAUGUUCAGCUACUCAACCUUCUAAGAGCCUCUUUUCUCCACCCCGCCCAUCAACACCCCACCCUUCUCCUGUGUGAUGUCGUAGCACAAACUGUGAAAGUGAACCAUAGCGGAUUAUAUAUAUAUGAGAAAAAAAAAAACAAGUGUGCUUAUGUAGAUGUACUAAUCUUUUGUCUAAACAAAAUCACUCAAAACCCUGACAAAAAAAGUCCACAAAAGUAAGUGAGAGAAAGUGAAGGCGUACGUGUUUAGAUUUCUUUCUUGUGUUGAGUUGAAUGAUGGAUGUGCUUUGGUGUCCUAAGCUCCACCCACUGCCCCAUAUGUGUCCCCGCCUCCUUGUGAAGGGGGAGGAGCUCUUCUUUGUCCCUCUCUGAUUGGAUGGGAGUGGUUAACGAAGCCCCGGUAGAUUUUCGGAGAAACAUGUUGUGUGUUGUUUACAGGGGUCCUCUUUGAUGUACAUAGACUUCUCUGGUGAGGAUUACGUCUCUAUUCUGUAUGUCUGUUGAAGAGAAAUAUAAAUGUGAAUCUGACAUGAAAUUGUAAGAAGUCGUGUGAUUAUCCUUCUAUUUCCCGUCAUCUUUUGAAAGUAUUUGGAAACAAAUAUGAAUACUGCUAUAUGAUUAAUAUACUGUAUAUUAAGAAACAACUUCUAUGGGCUUCUGAAUCAUACCAGACCAGGAAGUGAUUCUUUUUGUUUGUUUC